Molecule: messenger RNA, 1392 nt
Organism: Symbiodinium pilosum
Lineage: Eukaryota; Dinophyceae; Suessiales; Symbiodiniaceae
Source: the annotation of a GenBank genome assembly
AUGCGACUGCAUCAGGUGCUGCUUCUUCCACUUGGUAUUCUACAUGAUUGCUUACCCAUACAGGGUUACAAGAGGAAGCCCUACUUUGUGGCAUCCUGGUUUGUUUGUGGGGGCGCGCUCUUAGCUAUGAGCAUGCGCCCGCUUCCCCCGCCUUACUACUGUCGCCAGCCCAACGGCGACUAUGAUAUGCACUUGCCACCUUGCAAUCCUGGCAUCCAUGCGGAAAAGAACUGGUACGUCUUUCCACUGUGUGUGCUGGUCGCUGGUGUUCAGAUGGGGGUCGUGGCUGGCGAAGGCCUACUGCUGCAGUACUCCAAGAGCGAGCCAGUGGCAUUCCGCGGGCAGAUGAAGGCGGAGUUUACCAUUGUCACCAUGGCAGGUAGCGUCACUUCCUCCGCGGUGAUUGGAAUCUUCAUGAAUGGCAAGGAGUAUUUGGGUACAUUUGAUUGGGGGUUGUCCUUCAAUGGCUUGAUGACGGUGUGCUUGGUCAUAACUGCCCUGAUGAUUCCGAUUUCCUUGCUGUGCGUCUACGAGCCCAAGAGGAUGGGGCAACCUUCAUGCCGCACUCAUUUCCAGUCCUCUUGGAAGCUUGUGAAGAACAGAGGUGUUUCCAGCGUUCUGCUUUUUGCUUUCGUGAACCAGUUCUUUGCCUCGAUUUCCACAACUGCUGCACCUAUGGUCCGGAGUCAGUGGGCCGGGGUCAAGGUCCUACAGCAGCAACUCUUUCUCAUUGGCAGCACUGUCAUGAUGAUGGUGGCCACCUGGAUCUACAAGGUGUGCCUCCUGCAGACUUCCUGGCGGAAGGCCCUGAUGGUGGCAAUCGUGACGGUGACACUCUGUGAUGCUGUCCCUACCUUCCUUGCAGUUUUCGGCAUAGUGCGUGACCAGUACUUCUACCUGGGCGAAGAAGUUGUUGGAGCUGUGCCCUCUACAGCCCUGGCCUUAGUGACGAACUUGAUGAUCAUCGAGCUCUCUGAGCCUGGAUUGGAGGGUCUUUGCUACGGGCUGAUUGGAACUUUGAUGAACGCCAGUCAGCCAGUAUCCACAGCUCUGAGCAAUCAGCUUUUUGGUUUAUUCCGGCCAUCCUUAUCCGAGCUGCAGAACUACAUCGCAGAUACCUUGAGCUUCCGAGCGACUGUGGCAUGGUCCUACGUGCUGACUUAUGUUGCAUCCUUGCUUGGUAUGUGCGCGCUUCCUUUGAUCCCAAGGCAGAAAUCGGAUGCCCAAAAGUGGAAGAAAGAGUCUAGGUCAAGUCCCAUAUUGGCAAGCUUCGUCCUUGCCAUCCCAUCACUGUCUUUGCCUUAUGGGGUUACCGUUCUGCUACUGGCCAGUCAGCCGCAAACUGCCUGUCUGCGUUGGGUCGGUGGCCCUGGUUGCCAGCAUUUUACAUAA